This is a messenger RNA of Lachancea mirantina, 2439 nucleotides long. NCBI's taxonomy places the organism in Eukaryota, Fungi, Ascomycota, Saccharomycetes, Saccharomycetales, Saccharomycetaceae. The record is from the annotation of a GenBank genome assembly.
AUGAGCUUCUUGGAGUUCCAAUUAGGUGACGCGUUCACGGAUAGCGGGUUUUUACCCGAGCCUGCGUCCGCAUUGCCGCUAGAUUCCGUACCGUUGCGCGAAUCCCAUAAAGGUUUCCAAGUCCCAGUGCCGGAUUUGCUUGAGUCUCGCGAGGUCGAGACCAACACUUUACAAGAGCGUAUGAAAUUGUACGUUGACAGCUCCAUGCGAGGGCUAGAACUGAGGUCGCAGCCGGCGUCGAACCGUGACCACGACCGCAGCGCGGUUCCAGGUGCGACAAGUCAUCUGGCUGACAGGGAACAGUCGCUUAAGCAAAUGGUCGAAGUCAGUGGGAACUACAAACCCGAGAGCUCCGACAGCGUCAUUUCCAGAAAACUGUCACGAAUCCUGAACGAGUACGACGGUAGAACGUAUCAAAAAGACCAAGACUUACGUCGUUCCUUCCUUGCGCUAGAAGCGCAUCGGAAAGUUCUGGCUUUCAAUGAGUCCGUCCUGGUGCAACCCAGCGUCAUGGGCUCCUUGGCACGUCAGUCUCUGAAGAGCAAUCUGGAGCAUUUGUUGUUACAAAAUAAUCUCACGUUUCUGGAAAACAUACGACCUGUGGUUAAUAAAAUUCAACGGCUCUCUGAGCCAAUCGAGCGCACACUCACGAUCGGGAACCGUGUAUGUGAAAAACGGCCGACUCCUAUACCUGACGAGGUGUGGUGCCGGAUCAAAGAUAAACAAGAGCAAUUACAGACGCUUAAAAUGCAAAAAACCGUGCUUUCCGCUGUUCGCGAUAGUCUUACGUUGAGUCAGAUUGAAGACCACGCUAUCCGGAAUGCAGAAAUAGAUACUGAAUUUCUGCUGGUUGUUAAUCGGAUUAUGAUUAUAAAAGAACGAGCCACUUACCUACUGACGUUACCGAGCGCAGAAGCCGGUAAAGCGCUUCUCAAGCACGUCAAUUCCCAGCUUGAGAUUGCAAACAAACGCAUUUACAAUUAUCUGGUUGAUUUUCUUUACGACCUACAAUCUGCCUACAGAACCUUUGGUGAACGAUCUUUCACUUCUAACGACAAAACGUUUGUCGUAUUUCGCAAAUGCCUUGUGUAUUUGUCUAGCGAUUUGCCCUAUUUCAGCGAGUUUUUGAAACGCGUCGUCAAGAUGCGUUCCCAAGCAGCACUCGACAAUUUCUUGUCGCAAUUUGAUGUCGAAAGCUCGUCGGAAUCGAAACCCAUCAUACUAUCAGCCCACGACCCAAUCAGGUACCUGGGCGAUGUCUUAGCAUAUGUCCAUUCGCUCAUUGUGAAUGAAGCAGACUUCGUGAACUCUAUGUUCGAUUUCCAAACCUUUGACGAGGAAGAGGACAGCCCACAAUCCAUCAUUAAUAAGAACCAAAAAUUCCUAAGUGAAUUGAAUUUAAAAGCCCUUAACGAUAUAAUGGUACCCCUGGAAAACUCUAUUCGAAUUCGACUGGAACAAAUUAUCAGAUUUGAAGACGAUAUUCUCACAAACUUCGAUAUUUUCGAUUUAUUAAAACUCUACGAAAUGAUAUUUACGAAAUAUGGCAUUUUCGAGGACAGCACACUUAUAAGAAAUCUGAAUGCUCUGGAAAAUGUUUCUUCCAACAAGAUAGGCUCGACGCUCACCGACACUUUGUCAACCAUCGAUACUCGGCAGGAAAUUGGAGCCGAUCUGUUACCACCUAGCUGGUUAGCAGAAUAUUUGACCACGCUUUGCGGUGUUUUCGCUCGAUAUGAGAAAAGUAGUUAUCCAGAAGACGCAAAACAGAUUGUGAGCGUGGAAUUCUUGAAUGAAACUACCGGGCGUCUCGUCAAUGACAAGCUCGAAGAGUUUCUUCACAAGAAUUUCCCCGAUAUGAAAAGAAAUCCAUCGGAAAAGGAAAAUUUUCUGGUAGCACAAAUCAACUGUUUCGACAAUGUUAUCUCUAAACUCAAACCUUUCAAAUCGACGGUCUUCGAUAACGAUGGCAACAUCCUUAUUAAGGUGGAAAAUCAAAUGCAGUCAUCAAUCAAAGCCUUGACAGAGUUCGAGAGUCGCUUAUUGUUCCAAAAAACGGGACUCGAGCUUUACUUUAAUCUUUUCAAUAUGAUUUUCCCUGUCGAGUCUGUGCAAGAUGAACUGGAUUACGACAUGUACUUAUCGACGCUGGAAAAUCCCAUAAUGAAUUUAACCAAAAUUCGAGAGUCUGUGGAAAAACCGGUCUCGGACCUCAUGCCUGCCGCUCUCGAUGAAUUCCAAAAGAACAAAGUUUUCCACAUCAUGUCACCGAGAAUUGGAGAACAAAUUACGAAUACUUGCCUGAGACAACUUCUUCGUUUCUAUCAAGUAUUCCGUCAAGUUCUUCUGCAUUUGUACCCCGAUAGCCAAGAAGAGGUUCUAACGGUGUUGAAAUUUACAGGCGAUGAGGCUGCUAUGCUGUUUGGGCUCAGCGACUGA